AAGGUCAUCUUAGUCCUUAAAGGGUCAUUAUUGGCCAUUGGUUGCAUAAUAGAGGAUACGCUGGCUGUGUUUCUUUUAGAGACUAGACACUGUAAUGUAGUCUACCUUCUGUUAAAUCCUGAUCAAUAAUUGAGUAUGGUAAUAUCAAUUUACUGUUUGCCUGUUUUAGCUGUUGCCAUGGUACGAGCUCAUCUUUUAUUAACCAUACUGGUGUCUAGUUUGUGUACUCGGGGUAUUUUCAGCUCAUUUUGACACGUGAAUGGGGAUAUUAUUGUUUGAAAAUUACACACCGUGAUGGCUUAGGCUGAAAAAGCACCUCUGGCCUUUUUUAAGAAUGAGAGGAAACAUGUGAGGCAUUCUUGGAUUUCAAUGGAGAUGCCAAAACUAAAAGAGGACAAAGAAAAGGCUGGUAAAACCGUGCGGUUCAGAGUAGCAUCUGCCAACAGUGGCCGGGUCCUGACAGAGGUGUUCAAGGAUGAAACAGCCUGGAGCAGCUCAGUGUCGGACUCAGUGGACUCUGACUGCACCAGCAGUCCAGAGACAGAACAAGGGAGUUCACCCCCAACCAGCGAGGCCAACAGUCACCUGAACGGUCUGAUGGUGGUGGGAUCUGCUCAGGAGGAGAACAGCGGUGAACAUGAUGACCUGCUUCUGUACGCCAGUGCCAAGAGAGAGAUGGUCUUCAGCAACAAGCGGAUCAAUAUCUGCAGCAAGAACGGGACCAUUCGAGGAGUGAGGAACAAAGUGAGCGCAGGCCAAGUUCUCUUCAACAACCUUUCCAACAUGUACUCAGGUUCCCUUCGUCCACAGAAAAGGAGACCGUGGGAAAAGGAGUAAACAAUCUGCAGCAGUUUCACAGUUUGGUCGACAUGAAGAAUCAGCUCGGAUGGAGAUUAUCCUACAGUUGGUACAAGCCACUGAAGCCAGUACUCACCGCUGAAUUUAAACUCACUAAAUCUGAUUAAACAAACUCAUCAGUGA
Messenger RNA from Notolabrus celidotus (New Zealand spotty), 981 nucleotides. It is a transcript of the gene grxcr1b, whose product is annotated as glutaredoxin and cysteine rich domain containing 1 b. Gene Ontology annotation, biological process: sensory perception of sound. Bases 370 to 837 code for a protein of 155 amino acids. The transcript is spliced from 2 exons. The record is from RefSeq and is a predicted model, not a curated record. NCBI's taxonomy places the organism in Eukaryota, Metazoa, Chordata, Actinopteri, Labriformes, Labridae.